CCUCACUCAGCCCAUAUCGUCACGAAUCGCCGGCAUGAGGUUCCUCACGAUGCAGCGGCCAAUAUUGGCUGCUGUGGCUAGUCUAGCCAGGCCGGCUUUCACACCUGUCACUCCCCUGGGUGUCCAAUUGGCCAAUUCCCUCGUCCAAGGUCAUCGAUUUGCCUCGGUCAAGUCACAGGGAGCAUACAAGAAGAAGCCCAAGAGGGGUAUUCCAAAGAAGCUCGGUGCAAAGCGUACAGGAGAUCAAUUCGUCAUUCCUGGAAACAUCCUCUACAAACAGCGCGGUACGCAUUGGUGGCCUGGAGAGAACUGCAUCAUGGGCCGAGAUCAUACCAUUCACGCAAUGGCAACCGGAUACGUCAAAUACUACCGCGAUCCCUCACUACACCCCGACCGCAAAUACAUCGGCGUAGUCUUCGACAAGAACGACACGCUACCAUAUCCCGCUCACGCCCAGCGCAAGCGAAAACUAAACAUGACCGCCUUCCCCAUCAAAGAAGUCGCCGCCCAACCCGAGAUCUCGCCGUCCGGAAUACCCUUCCAGGUCAACCGUGUCGAAGCGGGCGAACCAGACAGAUUGCUCAAGCUGCGAAAGGACUACAGUUAUCGUGAAGAUAACUGGGCUAUUGGAAAGCUGGCCAAGACGACGGGUCUCAAGACCAAGAGGUUCAGGACGCGAAAGCAGUGGUUCAGACAUAGACGAUGGAGACGGGAGAGGGAACUCGAGGGGCAGAGAAAGGCGGAGCAGAAGAGGGCUGAGAGUGGUGGGGAGAUCAAGGCUGUCAAGAUGCUUAGCCAGAAGCAAGCUAAGAAGGCGAAGAAGGCUUCAAAGAAGAAAUAGCCGUUAGAUGCGACGGAAGAGGCUGUAGAAUAGGUGGACAAGUGUAUGUAUAGCUGUACAUUAUGAGACAUGUCGAAAUCAUGAAUCACUGCAGUAGAAGUGAACCUGAAAAUAGAUCUGUUUGUAAAUUCCCAAACGGUAUUGAUUGC
Fusarium odoratissimum NRRL 54006 is the source of this 990-nucleotide messenger RNA. RefSeq lists its product as uncharacterized. The record is from RefSeq and is a predicted model, not a curated record. Gene Ontology annotation, molecular function: structural constituent of ribosome. Gene Ontology annotation, biological process: translation. Lineage: Eukaryota; Fungi; Ascomycota; Sordariomycetes; Hypocreales; Nectriaceae. Gene Ontology annotation, cellular component: ribosome; mitochondrial large ribosomal subunit. The transcript has 2 exons. The coding region runs from base 35 to 841 and encodes 268 amino acids.